Bipolaris maydis ATCC 48331 is the source of this 213-nucleotide messenger RNA. The record is from RefSeq and is a predicted model, not a curated record. NCBI's taxonomy places the organism in Eukaryota, Fungi, Ascomycota, Dothideomycetes, Pleosporales, Pleosporaceae.
AUGUUCAAGGGGGUGCAUUGGGGAUAUGGUGUUAAUGUUUGGUCAUGUUUUGCACGCCUAUGUACGUGCGGUUCGCCGACACUUAUUCUCAAUGUCUAUGAACGCGAUGAUCUUUUUAUGCCAGCAGAUACACAAAAAUGGUUUUUUUUUGUUUCCAAACACGGCAUUAGUAGUAUAGAAUACACGCUCGAAUCUUAUCAGAAACCUUUUUUU